Plodia interpunctella (Indianmeal moth) is the source of this 1520-nucleotide messenger RNA. RefSeq names its product monocarboxylate transporter 6-like. Gene Ontology annotation, cellular component: membrane. Lineage: Eukaryota; Metazoa; Arthropoda; Insecta; Lepidoptera; Pyralidae. Gene Ontology annotation, molecular function: monocarboxylic acid transmembrane transporter activity. Bases 120 to 1460 code for a protein of 446 amino acids. The transcript has 8 exons. Gene Ontology annotation, biological process: transmembrane transport. The record is from RefSeq and is a predicted model, not a curated record.
CUGUUGAUGACCCUAUCACAGUCAAUAUUACUCCUAUCCGACAUGACACAAACAUUUGUCUCGUUGAAGUAACUCAGUCACAAUAGUCAUACAAUUUAUAUCAGACGUGUUCAUAGGAAAUGGAUAAUAAAAGUGUGGAUAAUGUGAACAAAAGUGUUACACAAAAUGUGGAUAAAGAUAGCUGGGGCUAUGUAGUUUGUUUUGGAACUAUCAUAUGUUUUAUCGCUGGAAUAGGCCAUAUAAAUUCCUUCGGUCUGAUAUACAAUGACUUCAUAAUCUCUACAAACUCUACAGCCAAAUCAUUAACUACAGCCCAUGGCGUUUUUGCUAUCAUGCUUGCCAUUGGAGGAAUAAUUCUUAAUAUAUUAUCUAAAAAUAUGCCAUUACAAGUUGGUGGCUUCAUUGGAGCUGUUUUGUUGUCCAUGGGAUCUUUCUCCACGGUAUUUAUAUCAAAUACCAAUCAACUACCGUUCACAUUUGGGACCCUGCAAGGGAUUGGCUUCGGCAUGAUUGUACCAGUCUGUUACUCAACUCUGAAUUACUAUUUCGUGAAAAAGAGGACCACUGUAAUGAGUAUGUGUAAAGCUAUACAAGGAGUCAUACUGAUGUGGUAUCCGCAGAUAAUAAAGAACAUUAUAUCUGUAUAUGGCUUCCGAGGAACUCUAUUUAUCAUAAGUGGAAUAACCUUACACACGUUUCCUGGAAUAUUGGCAAUGAAAAUGCAAUGUGGAAUGAAACCUAAAAACAAAUCAAAUAUUGAAUGUGGGAAAAAUGGAGAAAUUGUUGACUUGUUAAAUCAGAAUGAAAAGUAUAGUAAAGAAGGAGACAACAACAAACGCAAGAGUAUUAUUAGUAAAGUCGGGUUCAUAAUACAAGACCAUUUGAACUUGAGAAUCUUAAAAGACCCGGUCUAUUGUAACAUUUGCAUAGGUCAGAGUUUCGUCAACUUCUCCGAUGUGACCUUUUUUGUUCUACAGCCCAUGUUGUUGUUCCAGUACGGCUAUAGCAAGGCUGAAGUAGCAAUGUGUAUAUCAAUAUGCGCCGGCGCAGAUGUUGCUGGUCGUUUCACCCUUGCUGCAAUCAGCAGUAUCGCACACAUCAACGUCAGAUUGAUAUUCUACGUUACAACGUGCCUGACUUUGCUCAGUAGGUUAGCGAUACUUCAAGUAAGAGAGUUCACCUGGGUGGCAAUAGUCACGGGCACGCUGGGUGCCCUUCGGGCGUGGCUCCACGUCACCAGUCCUUUGAUCGUCUCUGCCCACGUGCCUCACAAUGACUUCCCCGGGGCGUACGCUCUCAUGUUGCUUGCUGUUGGACUGGUCAAUGUGGCUUUCGCUCCAGCUAUUGGUAUACUGAAGGACGAGUAUCAAGACUACAUCCCAGCAUUCUACGCGCUCGCUGCUUGCUGUCUACCCUGCCUUAUUUUUUGGGCAAUAGAGUAUAGUAUUACACGAAAGUGAUAAUAUAAUAAGUAUGUAUAACGAAAUUGCUAGAAAUAAAUUGUAAGUGACGUAUUCAAA